GGUCCCUGGUGGCGCCAAGUCCGAGGCUGAGACCUAGGACGACCCCGGCUGGGCUCUUGGCUUCUCUGGCUCAGUUUCCCCAACUCUGAGCAUCCGUCCUGAGUGGUCCACGACCUCGAAUCUGGCAGACGGGAUUUUGAUUUUUGGACAAGCAACAGGUUUCCCGGCUCCGAGCCUGAGUUUCCCCUCCCCUUCUAAGAAACGGAUUCCCAGGAGCCAUGUUGUCUCAAGUCCUGCUGGUGUCUGCUCCAGGGAAAGUCAUCCUUCAUGGAGAGCAUGCUGUGGUCCAUGGCAAGGUAGCACUGGCUGUGGCCUUGAACUUGAGAACAUUCCUCCGGCUUCAGCCCCACAACAGUGGGAAAGUGAGCCUCAGGUUACCGAACAUUGGCAUCCAGCGGACCUGGGAUGUGGCCAGGCUUCAGCUGCUGGACACCAGCUUUCUGGAGCAAGGCGACCUGACAGAGCAAGUGGAGAAGCUGAAGGAGGUGGCGGGCUUCUCCAAGGACUCCACCAACCACGACUGCCUGGCGGUGCCGGCCUUCCUUUACUUGUACCUGACCAUCUGCCGGAGUCAGAGGACCCUGCCCAGCCUGGACAUUGCCGUGUGGUCGGAGCUGCCCACUGGGGCCGGCCUGGGCUCCAGUGCCGCCUACUCCGUGUGUCUGGCAGCCGCACUCCUGACCGCAUGCGAGGAGAUCCCAAACCCGCUGAAGGACGGGGAGGCCACUGGCAGGUGGACCGAAGAGAACUUGGAGUUAAUUAACAAGUGGGCCUUCCAGGGGGAGAGGGUGAUUCAUGGGAACCCAUCCGGAGUGGACAACGCCGUUAGUACCUGGGGAGGAGCGCUCCGAUACCAGCAAGGGAAGAUUUCACCCUUGAAGAGGCUGCCGGCUCUGAAGAUCCUGCUGGUCAACACCAAAGUCCCUCGCAGCACCAAGGCCCUGGUGGCCAGCGUCAAGAACAGGAUGCUAAAGUUCCCGGAGAUCAUAGCCCCACUCCUGGCCUCCAUGGACGCCAUCUCCCUGGAGUGUGAGCGGGUGCUGGGGGAGAUGGCAGCGGCCCCGGCCCUGGAGCAUUACCUUGUGCUGGAGGAACUCAUCGACAUGAACCAGCACCAUCUGAAUGCCCUUGGUGUGGGCCAUGCCUCACUGGACCAGCUGUGCCAGGUGACCACGGCCCAUGGACUGCACAGCAAGCUCACUGGUGCUGGCGGCGGGGGCUGUGGCAUCACGCUCCUCAGGCCAGAUGAGCAUGCUGAAGCUCAGAGAGAGAAAGUGACAUCCCCAAGGCCAGCCAGCUGUUCCUCAUCUUAUGAGGGCACUAAUCACAUAGGAUUCAACCCCCCCCAUGACCUCAUUUUAAUUCGGUGACACCUGCCAGGACCCCAGACAGAAUCACGUUCAGAAGUACCAGGGGCUAGGGCUUCGCCAUCUCUUCUAGAGGGACACAGCUGAACUCAGAACGCCCUCAGGUCAGUAGUUUCCCCGUUUCUUUCCUGCGUCUGCGGUCCCCAGCUCAGAGCCUGGCCUGUGUCAGAGCUCAGAGGGGAGCCGUGGGGUGAAUAAAUGAGUGGACAGAGUUAGGGCACCCAGCCUCUCCUCAAUGGCUGAGCCUGGCUACUCUGGCCACUGCAGCAGCCCGGGCCACCCCCGAGGCAGACAGGUCUCAGGGGCGGCCUCUCCCGUUGGUCGUUCUCCCAAAGAAGCGCUGUUGAUGUCAGCAGAUGCCUAUCACUUUCCUUCCCAGGCAGAAUCUUGGCUGUCAGAGUAAGUGAAAUAGUCAUUGCCUAGCCUUGCGUUUGAGAUUUUAUUGACAGUUUCAUUGUCACCCAAAAAAACCCUCCUUUUCUCCAUUGGCAUUUUCAUCAGAAGAGCCCAGGGGCAAGAGGGGAGGCAGGGCUGGCUCCUGAAAACUGACUCUGGCAGGUGGUGGGUGCUGGUUCCUCUGGCCUGGGGUCAGUGAGGGCAGAAGACCCCCGUGGUGGCCUCCACCGCCAUGCCUUGGUUCCAGCCCUGCUCAGCAGCCCCCUCCAGGGUACAAGAGGGCAUGAGAGGCAGAAGAGGAAGCAUCCUGAGGGUCCCUGGAAAUAGUGACGGGGGCCAGAUGAGUCACCCAGACCUGGACCCCAUAGCGGGUCCUCAGGCCCCUUGCCAGCUCUCCCUGGUGGGCAUCUGGCAGCAUCGGGGGCUGGGUGGGAGCCGGGGCCAUGUGUUCAGGCCCAAUGGGGUACGGUUCUCAACUCAGCGAUAGGCACCUCAGGGCAAGUACUUUGCCCCAUGGAGCCUCAGGGUCCCCAUCCCCAGUAACGUGCAGCUUCCAUGACCAAGGCUUCCUCUGAGCCAGGCACUGAUUAUCCUGGUCAGUCCUCACCAGAACCCCGAAGGCUGGUGCCAUCAGGAGCAUCACUUUUUAACAAAGUGGAGACAAGGCUUAGAGUGGUGAGGCAGCCUGGCCAAGCCCACCAUGGCUGGGAAGCAACGGAGCCUGGGUUUGAACCCAGGCCGUGGGAAGCCGAGCCUGACCAAGAACCACCUUACAGGGUCUGUGGGAGGGCGCAGGCACGAAAGUGUCACGCAGCGCCUGCACGCCAGAAAAGCCGUCUGCUACUCUUACUGUUUGUUGCAUAGGGUGGAACUGGGCCCCUAGGCAGCUGCUCUGCCCCGAGGACUCUGGAUGUCACCAGGACGUGUGCCACAUGGAGAGGUGAGCUCAAGGGCUAAGGACCUAGUCAGAGCAUCCUUUCCUACUCCAUGCUCACAGCAGGACUACCCCUUCCCUGGCCCACAGCAGGACUUUGGGCGGGGCUGCCAGUUAAGAAGUGGGCUAGGGCAAGGUCAGCGGGCUGCAGCGUCAGCCCCAGACCUUGCAAAGCCCCUUCACCACGUCCAAGCCACACAGGAGGGAAACGAGGGCUGGACAGCCGCCCCUGCUCAGGACUGCCGAGCCAGGCGGGUAGAUAGUGUAGCUCACAGGAGCCUGAAGUCCAUGCAUUUGAGUUCUCGUGUGGCCACCUGCUGGCUGGUGAAACUUGCCGAAUCUCAUGGAGGCUAAGUUUCAUCCUUCGUAGAGUAAAAUAAUAAAAGCUCUCUCUCGUAAGGGCCAAGGGCCAAAUAAUACUGCAGGGAAAACAGCGCUGGGUCUGGCACACAGGAGAAAAGACGAUAGAAUUUUAGCACCUAAUGGCUUCUUUCUGUAAAGAUCUCAGGCUGCCAACUCCUCCGUGGUGCCCAGGAGGGAACAGAGGCCCAGACAGGGGGAGGCUUUCUUCUCGACCAGCCCCCCAAGCUGGCCUCACACCUCGGCCUCUGGAUUCCCAGCCCAAUGCUCUGGCCGCCUCCCCUCCCAGCUUGUCAGCUGGGGCCCUCUGGCCCUCACCCAUCCUUCUCCCCACGUCUCCGGCCCCCGUUGCUUCGAGAGCCCGAGCCGCGGGCCCCGCAGCGAGGCACGCCAUUCUCCCUCUCCCCAGCACACUGAAGGUUUUGAAAGUUAAAGUAUUACCGUCGGCUUUGUUGUUGCCUAACUACGACAGACAAAUUGAAAACCAGUUGUCAAAAUGUCAGUGCGCAACAAAUCAACAUGCAGAACGAGUGGCGGCCCUCUGCGGUGUAUAAUUAAACAAAAAAUCCCUUUUAGAAAUUUCCGCGCGCGUUGGUUCCACUUUAUAUUUGUCUGUGUGAUUAAUAAAGGCAGCUAAUUUUCAGACUUUAAAAACAGCUAGAAAAUAGCUCCUAAUUACAUAUUAGGUUCCUAGCGGCCCCCGCUGAGCUGCGCCGGCAUUGGUGGGCCGAAGAAUUUGGCAGAGCCUUAAUUGCAUUCUGAGCAUCAUCUAAUUUUAGUUAAAUGUAAUGUAAUCAGCAGCA
This is a messenger RNA of Phacochoerus africanus (Common warthog), 3860 nucleotides long. It is a transcript of the gene MVK, whose product is annotated as mevalonate kinase. Lineage: Eukaryota; Metazoa; Chordata; Mammalia; Artiodactyla; Suidae. Gene Ontology annotation, biological process: cholesterol biosynthetic process; isoprenoid biosynthetic process. Gene Ontology annotation, molecular function: mevalonate kinase activity; ATP binding. Bases 219 to 1370 code for a protein of 383 amino acids. Gene Ontology annotation, cellular component: cytoplasm. The record is from RefSeq and is a predicted model, not a curated record. The transcript has 12 exons.